UGAUACACAUAGUUGUUUGAAAUGGGAGAAUAUUGAGGAAAGUUUUUCAUGAUGUAUUUUAUAGAACUAAGAUCAAUGAUCAACAAUCUCAAAGUCCCGGACAUUUGGAACUGAAAGUUUGAGUGGUACGCACUAAUGAGGAGCUACCUGUAGCGGUUCAUGUGGAGCGAGCGACAGUCGCGCGCAGGCUUCCACGCGGUUCGGUAGCGCCGUCAUGCCGCUAACCGCUUUCCGAACGCUCCGUCCGAACAUGUCCGAACAUAUCUAACCGACCGAAAAAUUCAAAUCGCAACAAAAAAAUUGAGUAGGCAAAAAGUCAAAAGUGAGUUCAAAGUUCGGCUAGUUGACGUGAAUUUUGGAAGGAAACCACCUGUUGGCCGCGAUUUGGCAUAGUCCAGUGGACAGCGUCACAAUCUGUUUACAAGAGGGGGACCACCCCCGUGGGCCAUGACGCAACGUUUUAUGGGCGCCCUGUGUUGCGUUACUAUGGCGGAAAAACAACACUCGUAGCUUGAAAAUAGAUUUCCGUGUUUCCACCUGCGUUCAGCUAAACAUUCAUUACACGGUUUCACCGAGUCGGGUAAAAUACGAUCUCGUUCAAAAAUCAACAUUCCCUUCAUGUGUGUUGUUUCUAAAGAAAAUCAUAAAAACAACCAUAUAAAGCAUUGUUUUAAGAGGAAACGAACUGUUAAUUUGUUAACGCUAAAAUCUUGUCUAAUUGAUGAGAACAAAGACUCUGUUAUCCUUACAAUGAAUUGUUUGUGCUGUUGGAAUUAGCAGUUGAUAGUCUUGUUCUUGAAUGGGCUGCGGCAUUCUAUUCAGAGGCUUUACGACGUCACCAAAAAUAAAGUGCCAAAAGAGCAAAUUCAUUGGAAAAGUUCAAGCUGAACAUUCCAGACGAAAGGUCUCGGGCGAUGCCGGUUUCAAUUUCCCGAUCGUACAAUUUUUUUAAUAUUUUAUAAGGCAUUAAACGACUUGUUUACAUCUAUAAAACGUACCACCAUAAAACUAAUGUUAAAUAAAUGUCAUUUGAUAAACUAAACAUAUCUACAAUCGGUAAUGGCUCAAUGACACUUAUUACUUAAUCUAUUUUGAGUCAUUAUUUACAACGAAUGUACAAUGAUUCGCUUUUGUUAAUUAAAAAAAAGUCGAGAACUCAAACGCUCCUCGUCCUAUCUAAAUAAUACGUCAAAAGUAAAGUCAUACAGCUUGAGUAAUAACUCAUAAUUUAUUAGUUUUAGGUCGGCGGAGCAAUCAAAAUGUCUAACGCAUACUCUUAAUUUACGCGAGUGCUGUAUCAUAUCAAAACAUUGUGAACAUAAACAUAUCAGAUUUUUGGAUGAUCGAGUGAACCGGAGUGAACUGUGAAGUGAACGGUGACGUGAUCGUGACCAAGUGUUUGUGUCAGUUUAAGUGGAGAUAGCGUAUGAUGUGAUGAUGAGGCGUGGCAAAGUGCUGCUUGAGAGCAGCAGGCAAGGCUCUGUCGACAGCAAGGGCAACGUGGCGAACGAUAAGGAGCUGGUGCACAAAUGUCACAGCGACCCUGGUGGGGGGCGGGCUCUAGGAGCCAACCCACGAACGCAUCGCCAUCGAUCCGCAUCGGGUGCGACUAGGAAAUGCGUGCUCACGCUUGACGGAUACUCAUAUGUCAUUGGUCAGCACGGAAGUCUAAUAGAGAAUCAACAAGGCGCGCUGACCAUUGUGCGCCGCUCCUCAAGCCGCAGUAAGGCUGAGAGCUGUCCCACGCCCACUGAUGAGCAACUCGACUCUCUCGACCUGGACACUGAGCACUUGCCCGCUGUCGACACGCCUGACGCAUGCGAUAAGGCCGCCCUUAGAUUACGCUAUCUCCUUAGACAAUUGAAUAAAGGUGAAAUAUCAGCAGAGACUUUGCAAAAGAACCUUCACUAUGCUGCGAAAGUCCUUGAGGCGGUCUACAUCGAUGAGACCAAACCGGCAGUGGCGCGCCAGCAGUCAGCCCCAACCCUGGUGUUUAGGAGGUUGGCUGACGAGGAUGACGAGCUGUCGGAGGUCCAGCCUGAUGCCGUCCCGCCUGAAGUCCGGGAGUGGCUGGCGUCGACCUUCACGCGGCAGCUGGCGACGGCGAAACGGAAGUCGGAUGAGAAGCCGAAAUUCCGCUCGGUCGCGCACGCGAUCAGAGCUGGCAUCUUUGUAGACAGAAUCUAUAGAAGGGUCACCAGCACUGCGCUGAUGCAGUUCCCUCAAGAUGUCAUUAGAGUGUUAAAGACUCUGGACGAGUGGUCGUUUGACGUGUUCGCCCUGCACGAGGCGUCGGGCGGCGCGCCCGUCAAGUACCUCGGCUACGAACUACUCAACAGAUACGGCAUGAUACACAAGUUCAAGGUACCACCGACGACCCUGGAGAACUUCCUAAACAGGAUAGAAGAGGGCUACUGCAAGUUCCACAACCCGUACCACAACAACCUACACGCGGCUGAUGUCGCUCAGACGGUGCACUACAUGCUGUGUCAAACUGGACUGAUGAACUGGUUGUCAGACUUGGAGAUCUUCGCGACGCUGGUGGCGGCGGUGGUGCACGACUACGAGCACACCGGCACCACUAACAACUUCCACGUCAUGUCCGGCUCCGACACCGCGUUACUGUACAACGACAGGGCUGUGCUUGAGAAUCAUCAUAUAAGCGCUGCAUUUAGGCUGAUGCGUGACGAAGAAUGCAACUUACUCCAGAACCUCUCGAGGGAAGAAUUCCGGGAGUUCCGCACCCUGGUUAUCGACAUGGUGUUGGCCACAGACAUGUCCUUCCACUUCCAACAGCUGAAGAACAUGAGGUCUCUGCUGUCUCUUGCUGAGCCAACUGUCGACAAGUCCAAGGCAGUCUCUCUUAUUCUGCACUGCUGUGAUAUUUCCCAUCCUGCUAAGAGAUGGGACCUGCACCACAGAUGGACUAUGAGCCUGCUGGACGAAUUCUUCCUUCAGGGAGACAAAGAGCGAGACCUUGGACUACCAUUCAGUCCGUUAUGCGACAGAAAUAACACCUUAGUGGCUGAAUCACAGAUCGGUUUCAUAGAGUUCAUCGUGGAACCCAGCAUGGGUGUGUGUGCCGAUAUGCUAGAGUGCAUAUUGGGACCUCUACAUUCCAGUAGCAAGAACUCCACAAGCUCAGCUGAGCCAAUUAAUGAGGAGAGCACAGGAAAUGAGAACAGCACCAAGUUUAAGAUCCGAAAGCCUUGGGCAACGUGCCUCAGCGACAAUAAGAAGAUCUGGAAAGAACAAGCUGCGAAGGACGCUGAGGCUCGAGCUAAGCAGGAGGAGGAGAACAACAGUGUUCCGCCGACAACAGAGGAAUAAUAUUUAGCCUCAUUUGUAAAUAGCGUUAGAUCUAGGUGUUGCAACAUGUUCACUUCACUGAUGAACAAAAGCUAAAGCAUACAUCACGAUAAACAUACGUGUGCAAGCUUUAUUAUAUGUUGCUAUUUAUUAAAAUUAUAAAUUGUUGUGUGUUACGCACAAAUAUACGACUUGGAAGCACAAUGCGAAAAGCCUGGAUGUAUAAAGUUUCUCUAUGUGGAAGACAACAUAGUGAGCUAAUUUGAACAGGCGACUUACCGCCGAGCGGUGACGCCAGUAGGUAGUGUAAAUGAUUCAUAUUAUUCGCUGCUAAGAUCUUAGCCUAGCCUAAAAAUUAAGUCCUAAGUAAAGCUUUGAAGAUUUCUCAUAAAAAGAGUCUAUUGCGAGCGGGCAGAACAGUAUGUAAUAAAAAUUAGGUAUGUGGACCCGGAACUGUUCCUUGAAGUACUCUUAGUGAAAUACUCGCAAUAGAUUCUUUACUGUAUAUUUAAAGAUGUAUCGAUAGAUGACACUAUUUUCUACUCAUAAUUGAAAUAGGUAUAUCUACUAAUUAAUAUGUAAAACUGUACUGAACUCAUUUCAAACGUAGUUGGUAAGAGCUAAAUGUAUGUAAGUAACUAUCAAAUGCUGGUGACGGAGCAAACAACAUUAAUUUAUAUAAUCAUAAACACAUGUGCACUUCUCUUCAAUCCAACACUUAACUAUAACAUAAUGUAGCUUAAUAUUAGUGUUAAAUUUAACCCAUAUGAUGAAUACGCUUAUUAAUUUUAAUGUUUCCGAUUAAAUUGGAGUCUUGAUAUUCUUGACCAAAUGUUAUUUAAUAUGAAAUUAUUUUCUAUAUGAUAACGCCAUCUCAAAUUCUAGUAAAUAGGUAGAUAGUACAUUAGUUAAUCUUCAUAUUAUAUAUUAAGAUUUUUGUCUUUGUUAUAUACAAGAUAGCUAAGGAUAAUGUAGUAAAUCUCAAAUAUUUAUUGACACUUAAAGCUCGUGCUCAAAUCAAAGGAGUCGAAGCAGCUUUCUGUAAUGAACAACCUAUUAGAUCUAUUAGACUGAGAAGCAAAGGCGUCACAGCCCGAGGACGAACAGGAAACUUAGGUUACGGGAAAGCCAAGAUUUUGUGGAGGAUCCAAAGUAAUUUUACCGUCCUUCAACUAGUAUCUAUUGACGAACGGAAUGAAACGUUGAAUUUAUUAUUAUCAAAGAUAUUAAAGGGUUAAAAGGCCAAGUGUUUACUCACGGAUGCCAAAUUUUCAAAAGUGAACUGAAUCAGCUUAACAAAUAGUUUAUUACCGUUCAUGAUUUACAUAAAUUCAGUAAUAUUUCAAAACGUAUAUCAGAGGCCUAGUUUUCCUGGUAGGUACGUGGGACCAUUCUCAUUGAAUAUCAAACCAAAAGAAUCCAUAAUCAUGAUAAAUUAGGUCCCUAUUUGAUUUCAGGGAUGGUAAGAAUAUGUAGAUUUAUAAUCCAACUGGUGACGCUUAUUGUAGACAAAUUUAACAAUAGAUUUUUUUAUAAUAUAUUUAUCAUCUAUUUUAAUUAUUAGAGAUUUAUUAAAUUCUGUAUAUUGUGCAUUUAGUGUACCUAUUAAUAGUUUAUAGGACCUAAAUAAGAAAUUAUCGACAUAGGUACAUACCUAUUUAAUUUGAAACGUAGACUAGUAAUGCCAUUCAGAUUGGGGAUAUAGCUUUAUAAAAUGUAGAAGUUUAGCAUACUGAGCCUUAUGUAAAUGAUUAUUAAUUGUUGUUUCUGUAUCAUAGCUUGGAGCAGUACAUAGGCCGAUACUUAAUUAUAUAAUCUACUCGGCAAACUUUUAGAAACCACUUUUAUACAAAAUAUUGCUUUUAAAUGUGACAUUACAACAUUCCGAGUGUGUAGUAAUUAUUCAAUUGUCAAUGUAAUUAAGCUACCUAUUUAAAUAUACGUGUACACUGCUAUGUUUUAAUAUGAUAAAGUAAUCAACUAAAAUAAAAUAGUAUCUACCCACAAAGUCUAAUAUUUUCACACAAUGUUUUACUUAUUGAAGUUAUUGCGGAUAAUUUUUGCCCUAUUAACGAUAUACCUAUGUUACUGAAAUAAAUUCAAACUAAUCCUUUAACUUUUAUAUCACCUAUGCCCAAAUUAAUAGAAACAAACCUAAAAUGAUUGCUAUUGAACAUUUUCUAUCUUACGUAUAAGUAUGCAAAUGUAUAUUAUUAAAUGUUUUAUCUUUAAUGGAAGGACAACACAAUAAUUUUAUGUAAACAACACAAAAGAUCUUUGUAUAAAACUGCAUUUUCUCUCUAAUAAAAUGAAAUCUCAAAAUCAAAUGGUUUUUUACAUGUGUAAAUAGUUAUAACACCUUUUAGCUAUGUGUAAAUUAAUGUAAAAUAAAAUAAAGAUUUUCGUAGAAGAAA
Molecule: messenger RNA, 5723 nt
Organism: Trichoplusia ni (cabbage looper)
Lineage: Eukaryota; Metazoa; Arthropoda; Insecta; Lepidoptera; Noctuidae
Gene: Pde1c
Product: calcium/calmodulin-dependent 3',5'-cyclic nucleotide phosphodiesterase 1
Exons: 13
Coding region: 1435-3330 (631 amino acids)
Biological process (GO): signal transduction
Molecular function (GO): 3',5'-cyclic-AMP phosphodiesterase activity
Source: RefSeq, a predicted model, not a curated record